AUGGUCGCCGAAAUGGCGAGCGCUGAAGAGUGCCGGUGGAUGAUUAUCUACAUCAUCUUCCUUGUGCCGGAUGACCCGUCGCUUCCAGUGCUCAAGUACUGCGGAAGCGCAAGCGCCACCGCCAACACACAGACUGGCGGCCAGAGCCGCUAUGCGACACACCUCUCGGGCAUGCAGAACAUGAGCGGUAAAGCCAUGUACCUGUACCGCCAGUGCCGAAAGGCGCUGCCGCAGUAUCGCAUGGCGAUGCUCGAGCUCUGCCGCUUCCCCUCCUUCGAUUUCCGCACUGCCACGCAGGGCGAGAUCAAGCAGAAACGCGAGUUCAUCUACUUCGCGGAGACGGUCGGCAUGGUGCUGUUCGACACGCUCCGCGGUCAGGACCUCCGAAAGUUCUUCGCCGACCCGGCAUGCCUCAUCGACUCGUGCAACAGGGGCGUGCCCAUCGGCAACCACCAGUGGCAUCGCGAGACGAUACCCCCUCCUCCGCCAUUUUACAGUUUGGCCGGAGCCCAGCGCGAGUUCACCCUUGAUGAACUCGUGACUGCAAUCCUCCUCUGCGCCGGCCCACCGCACCGCCUCUUCGUCGAAGAGGUUUCUUUUUACCUCUGCCGUGUGGUCCCGGUAUUCGCCGAGCAAUCGGCUACGCUGAUGCGUCCCCGGUGCCUUCGCGUGAAGAACGUGAAGGUGCACUGUCAGUCGUCCACGUCGGCUGGCCUGCUAGAGCUCCGUGACCCCGCCAAGGUCAACACGGACGUGUACGAAGCGAUGUCCAAGCUCUUGAAGUCUCCAGGCAAUGCCCAGAUAGAUGCUCCGCGCUUUCGGCGAGAUUUCAUCGUCGAAGCCAUGGCCACCGCGUUAUGGCCAUGCUUAUCGGGGCAGAUCAUCAGUUUCGCCAUCGAGCGCCGCCAUGGCGUCAAGUUGAGUUGCGAUCAAGUGUCGAGGACGAUGCGGGAACGCGAGGGGAAACUUUUCUCCACUGUCCCCUCUACCCAGUUCAACACCCGUUGCAAGCUCUGGGGGCUGGCUGAUGGCUGGGAGAAUGCCUCGUUCACGGCAAUGGAGCGGCGAAUUCUCGCCACUGAAGACCCGAGGACUCUUCAAGAGCUCGUGAUCGACACCUUCGAGGAUAUCGUUGAGAGGACCGGGGCCACGUUGGUGUCCAGCGGUGAGCUCAACCAACGCCUGCGAGAGCUGUCUCCCAACGGAGACAAGCUCUGGGUCAAGUUUGCUGGGCACAACUGGAAGGCGUGGAGCCGUUUCGAGGUCGUCGGGCACCACACGGGGCUCAAGCAAAAGAUCCUCCGACUCCACGCCAACGAGAGCUGGACGCCCUCCCCGCUCGAACCACAACCGUGUCCGAAGAGGCCGAUUGUGGACCUCAUGGUGGAGGCGAUUCGGGGCUCGUGGGGCCAGGGGUUAAGCUUCAACGCGCUCCAAGGCGCCAUUUUGAGGCGGCAUACUUGUGAGUGGACACCCCUACACCUACGCAAUCCGACUAACAGGCAGAUUACCUCUUUGCGGCGGCGCCGGUGUUAA
Molecule: messenger RNA, 1536 nt
Organism: Vanrija pseudolonga
Lineage: Eukaryota; Fungi; Basidiomycota; Tremellomycetes; Trichosporonales; Trichosporonaceae
Exons: 5
Coding region: 1-1536 (511 amino acids)
Source: RefSeq, a predicted model, not a curated record